This is a messenger RNA of Trichoderma asperellum CBS 433.97, 1680 nucleotides long. RefSeq lists its product as uncharacterized. NCBI's taxonomy places the organism in Eukaryota, Fungi, Ascomycota, Sordariomycetes, Hypocreales, Hypocreaceae. The record is from RefSeq and is a predicted model, not a curated record.
AUGCCGCCCAUCUCGUACCAGUACAUCACUGCUCAUUUAGCCCCUACGAGGCAGUACUCCAUCCAAGCUCCUGGCGAGGUACCGCAGGGCGGCGACGAAUCAGUUGAGAAGCAGCGUCUCGGCGCGCGCGUCGCCAUGGCGCACGGCAACCGCUUUUUGCGCAUCCUUUACAGGUCCAUCUACAUCGUCCUCUACAUAAUCCUCUGCGGCCUGCUGCUCAUCACCCCGGGCGACGCCAUCCAGCGAUCCGUCGUCAACAGGCAGUGGUACAACAUCUGGAUCAUCGCGUCGGCGUACGUCCUCACAGCGAGCAUCGUCAGCUUCAUCUACAUUGUGCGUCUGUACGUCAACCAGACGGUGCUGGCGUCGAUACCGAAAUCAUGGGUGCCCAUCGAAAAGGGCGAUGUCAAGCAGGCGGUUCAAAAGAUUAUUGCGGUUGGGCUAAGCAGGAGCUCGGCCAUUGCGUAUGCGGCGAGGCCGAGGGUUGAGACACACGAUGAGAUGAUGCGGGAUGAAAUGCUGGAGGGCGACGAAGACGAAGCGCGUAUGAGGGAAAAGCUGAUUGAAUGGAACGAAGAAGCGCUGGAUAGAGAUACGCCGAUCCCCAUGCCGCCGCAUCGCCCUGUCUGGGGCACCAUCGAGCAUUGCGGCUGGGCGUCUCCAAAUUCGCCGGAUCUACCCAAUUUGCAAUACGGCACCGUCAUAUCCGAGUUUCCAAAUCUGAUAGAGGCGCAAGCACUGCGACUUGCGCCGCCAGACCCAACCUCCCAGUCCAACCCGCCGAUGCUGGACCCAGAAGCCGCCGAGCUGCUGCAGAGAUCUCCAAGCAUGAGUCUCCGCGAUUACUUUGGCCACCUCGCCGGCCUGGGCGUUGUUGUCAUGGACGAGACCGUGGCUGACUUUCUCGAGAGAUACGAAGCAGCUCGCUUCUCGACACGGCCAGUCUGCGAUGGGAGAUUUCGUGAGCUGAUGCACCUCUUUGCGGAAAUAUUACGAUCGAUACAGCCCUUAGACCCUACAGUGUUGGAUCAUUUGUAUGGAGAUGAAGAGGAGGAUGAAGAGGAGGAUAGAAGAGGGCCAGGGGGAAUAGAUGAAAGGGCAGCGGUGGAAAGCGACAUUGACAACGACGCUCCGGCGGAAACGAUCCCAUCUACACCAAGAACUGUAUCACGGCCGUCUACCGCCAGCACCCAGCGCUCAUUUCAGAGACCGAUAAGACGACGCACGAUGAAUACAUAUCGCACUGCGCCGAGCACACCCAACAGCAGAAGGAAUGUGCCGACGACGCCACGCAGCGUUGGCAGCAAUGGUCUCUCGCAAAUACAACGUUAUUAUACCUCCAGCCAGCAUUCAUCAGCCGCCAGCUUCCGAUCCAGGUCCUCGAAUGGCUCGGGCUCUGUCAUCCGCCUAGCAGAUCACGGGGACCCUAACGACUUGCCAUAUGUUCUCACGUUGACUGAAUCGGCGGCAACGAGGUACUAAAGACUCGGGAUGAGAUGAGGGGGGAAAAUAAAUAUCAAAAAUUCAUGACUUAUCGCGAUGUUUAUACCAAAAUAGAAUGUAACUUUAUGGAGGCUCCAAGGCCAUGGGAAGGAUACCAGAGAAGGCAAAAUUCCACAGGUUUUGUAUUGUCAUUUUAGACGAAUAACUAUAAUAUAUAAUAUUCUUGGCUCCUUUGCC